Messenger RNA from Tricharina praecox, 1566 nucleotides. RefSeq lists its product as uncharacterized. Gene Ontology annotation, cellular component: plasma membrane. Lineage: Eukaryota; Fungi; Ascomycota; Pezizomycetes; Pezizales; Pyronemataceae. Gene Ontology annotation, molecular function: transmembrane transporter activity. The record is from RefSeq and is a predicted model, not a curated record. Gene Ontology annotation, biological process: transmembrane transport. The annotation marks the transcript as partial. The transcript has 3 exons.
GAACAGGGCCCGCCAAGUGAUAUUGCUGUCGACAUGCUCCGCGAUGAAUCUCCGCCGCCAUUCCAACAGUUCCAGCGACCUCGGAGAGAUAGUUCACCCUCCGCGUCGCUUGCGUUUGUACCGCCCAUGCAACACGACGAGGAGAUCGGAGAUCAGACACCGUUCAUGCCGCGGCAGUCUGAGCGGCCCAAGCCACAACAGAGCACGAUACCACAACAGGUGUACCAUCCGUCGUUGGAGCCUCCAGCACAUGAUAAAUUAUGGGGUAGCCUAUAUAUAUUUCUGAUGGCGGGCAUGUUCACGACGUCUUUCGUAGUUUGGCUCCACACGGAGGAGAGCAAUAAUCCAAAGGACACCAUUUACAACACGCUCCAUGGGUCAUUGCACCUCCUCGCCAUCGAUACUUUUGUCGCGAUUGCCGUCGCGGUGGGGUGGAUGUUUCUGCUCAAGUCGUGCGCGCGACCGCUGAUAUACUUUGUCAUGGUAUCUGUGCCGGUGGUGCUGGUCGUCUUCAGUAUAUAUCCAUUCGUUAUGUCGUUUAAGGUGCCCGAAAAGAGCUAUGGCGGACAAGGCACGGUCAUGCGGUGGGGGAGCAUAAUUCCGGCGAUAAUGUCUGGGACCUGGGCGUAUUCGGCGUGGAGGAAUAGAUUCGCCAUGACACGGGCGGUUGACAUCAUCCAGCUGGCAUGCCGGAUCAUCCAAGGCAACCCGGCACUGGUAUUGUUGAGCUUUGGGGCGCUGGUGGGAACAUGCGUAUUUUCGUGGAUCUGGGUGGGAAUGUUCACAAGAGUCUUUUUGACUGGAAACUCCUUAGUCCGGGACGGAGUUAUCUGGAAGCUGAGAACCAGGACGAUUUUCCUGGGCAUCUACUACAUCAUGAUGUAUCUCUGGACACUGGGUGUCGCUUCUGGUGUACACAGGGCGACGUCUGCAGCUACAGUUUCCCAAUGGUACUUCCACCGGCACGCCAUCCCGAAACCCUCCUCCCGCGCCAUCAUGGGCGCCGCCUUCCAGCACAGCACCUCCACCCUCUUCGGCAGUAUCUGCCUAAGCUCCCUCCUCGCCCUGAUGGUCCGCCUCCCACUCUUCGUAGCCCCCCGCUACCUUGCCCGUAUCAUCCACAUGUGCUGCUACACCUUCGUCCCCUCGCCCAUCGCCGCCAUAAUCGACCCGCUGACCCUCACCUACGGCGCGAUCCACUCGCUGCCAAUCCUCGCCGCCUCCAAAGCCACCUCGAACCUGAAGUUCAUGGACACAGCCGGCUACGGCCCGCAGCGUCACCCGCGCGUUGCCUACCGCUUCAGCAAGAUGCUGCUCACCGCGGCCCGCUCCGUCACCGCCAUCUGUCUCGGCAUCGGCGCGUGGAUCGCCGCGGCAAGACACGUCAAUGGCGGCAGCCUGUACGGAUACCUUGUCGGCCUCAUAGCUGGGUGCAUCGGCUGGGCUAUCAUCGGUGCGACCGAGGGGUGCCUCACCAACGUUGUAGAUGCCUGUGCGGUGUGUGUGGUCAGUGAGGGGGCCGAGGGAACGCAUUGCCGGGAGGCGCAGGCUGCUUUUGGCGGAUAA